AUGGCAGACAAUCUCGCGCCUGUCACCGCUUUUGCAACAAGCCGGCGGCACCAGUUGAUAGUCAUCUCAUGCUACACGCGUUUUGAUAACCUAGCACAUGGUCCCCGGGGGAGAGAGGCCAAGAAGAGUCUCUACACCUUCUGGAUGGACACCAGCGAUGGCCAGCUUGUGCUGCUGUCUGUUGUCAAGGAAGACUGCAUGAACCCUGCCUUCUCUCGCUGGCAUCCGAGGCUUAACGUCAUGUACACCUGCACGGAGUCGGUAUCCGAGAAUGGUCAGAUUGACACUUGGAGUGUCGACCCCAAGACUGGUCAGCUCUGCAACAUUGGCAACUUCGAUGCUGGGGGAACUUCAACCUGCUACAUUACCCUGGACAAGGCCUGCGAGAACAUGCUGGUGGUUAACUACUGGAAUGCCACUAUCGGCGUCUUUGGGCUUGACAAGCAAACGGGUGCUGUAAGCUGCCGUCGCUCGCUCUACGAUCCCAAUGAGGGACGGCCCAUGAAGGCCCGCCACGAUGCCCAUGUGAACCAUUCGGAGAAUGAUCCGAAUGCUCAGCAGGAGCGUCAGGCAGAUCCGCACUCACAUGCGGUGAUUCUCGAUCCCUUCUAUGGCAGGAUUGCCUAUGUGCCAGACCUCGGCAUGGACCUCAUCCGGCAGUUCUACUACGACCCAGAGGCUGGGGAGCUCACUGCUGUGGGCACCAUGUCUUCAGGGCCGCCAGGUCGCAAAGCCUUGGGCCCUCGAUACAUUGAGUUCCACCCGACGCUGCCCAUUUGCUACGUUGUCAAUGAGUUAGCUUCCGACAUCUCUGUCUUUGAGUUCGAUCGCGAGGCUACAGAGGCCAUUAUUCGAGGCGGUCGUCAAGGUGCAAGCCAGGCGCAGCCGACCCUUCGCCUGGUUCAGUCAGUUCGGACCAUUCCAGAUGCGUUCCCCGGGGAAGCGAAUACCUGCGGCCGCGUGGCCGUACACUCCUCCGGCAACUUCGUCCUCGUCUCGAACCGAGGGCACGACAGCAUCACCGUUUUCAGAGUGCACUACACGCACGGCCACAGGGGCUUGUUGUCCGUCGCCGUGACGCAGCACACGCGAGGAGCGACUCCCAGGCACUUCCAGUUUGAUAGCUCGGGCCAAUGGCUCAUCACUGCAAACCAGGACUCCGACAACAUUUCGGUUUUCAGAUUCAACCUGGCAACCGGCAAGCUGGAGUGGACGGGCAAUGAGUACGAGGUGCCAUCCCCGAACUUUGUUUGCAGCGUGGUGCCGCACCAGUCCGCUGGGGAAGGACCCCGCUCCAGCCUCUGA
Messenger RNA from Symbiodinium pilosum, 1305 nucleotides. NCBI's taxonomy places the organism in Eukaryota, Dinophyceae, Suessiales, Symbiodiniaceae. The record is from the annotation of a GenBank genome assembly.